Molecule: messenger RNA, 5432 nt
Organism: Oncorhynchus nerka (sockeye salmon)
Lineage: Eukaryota; Metazoa; Chordata; Actinopteri; Salmoniformes; Salmonidae
Gene: snx8a
Product: sorting nexin 8a
Exons: 14
Coding region: 1985-3544 (519 amino acids)
Biological process (GO): early endosome to Golgi transport; intracellular protein transport
Cellular component (GO): early endosome membrane
Molecular function (GO): phosphatidylinositol binding
Source: RefSeq, a predicted model, not a curated record
GCAGUCCUGCUCGCACCCACAACAACCCCACUCCUUACGCAGCGCCGCUAUCUCGUUGCAAAUUAUUUGUGUCUUAGUGGCCUCUGGUGGCAAGAUGGUGAAGCUGCACACACCCAGGCAUAUUUUGAGAUCUAUUGGAGGAGACAAAUCACCCUUCAAACCUGUAGACCUUCUGAACCCAUUGAACGAACAACAAGUUAAAAUUGGUUAUAAUAUAAUCAUAUACACAUUUGUAUAUCAAUAUCCAAUAAACAUAUUUGGUGCACUAGUCCUCAAAGAGAUGUUCUUUGAUUUAUUUGGCUAGUUUGUUUUUCAAAUCAAGUUAUGGUUAGGCAGAGGUGGAAAAAGUCCUCGAUUGUAAAAGUAAAGCUACCUUAAUAUAAAAUGGCUCAAGUAAAAGUGAAUGUAACCCAGUAAAAUACUACUUGAGUAAAAGUACAAAGUAAAAGUAAAAGUCACUGAUGUGAUCUUCCUGUCUGGGUUGGCGCCCCCCCCCCUUGGGUUGUGCCGUGGCGGAGAUCUUUGUGGGCUAUACUCGGCCUUGUCUCAGGAUGGUAAAUUGGUGGUUGAAGAUAUCCCUCUAGUGGUGUGGGGGCUGUGCUUUGGCAAAGUGGGUGGGGUUAUAUCCUUCGUGUUUGGCCCUGUCCGGGGGUAUCAUCAGAUGGGGCCACAGUGUCUCCUGACCCCUCCUGUCUCAGCCUCCAGUAUUUAUGCUGCAGUAGUUUAUGUGUCGGGGGGCUAGGGUCAGUUUGUUAUAUCUGGAGUACUUCUCCUGUCUUAUCCGGUGUCCUGUGUGAAUUUAAGUAUGCUCUCUCUAAUUAUCUCUUUCUUUCUCUCUGUCGGAGGACCUGAGCCCUAGGACCAUGCCUCAGAACUACCUGGCAUGAUGACUCCUUGCUGUCCCCAGUCCACCUGGCCGUGCUGCUACUCCAGUUUGAACUGUUCUGCCUGCGGCUAUGGAAUCCUGACCUGUUCACCGGACGUGCUACCUGUCACAGACCUAUUAUUUGUCCAUGCUGGUCAUUCAUGAACAUUUGAACAUCUUGGCCAUGUUCUGUUAUAAUCUCCACCCGGCACAGCCAGAAGAGGACUGGUCACCCCUCAUAGCCUGGUUCUUCUCUAGGUUUCUUCCUAGGUUUUGGCCUUUCUAGGGAGUUUUUCCUAGCCAACGUGCUUCAACACCUGCAUUGCUUGCUGUUUGGGGUUUUAGGCUGGGUUUCUGUACAGCACUUUGAGAUAUCAGCUGAUGUACGAAGGGCUAUAUAAAUACAUUUGAUUUGGAUUUGAUUUGAAAUUCCUUAUAUUUAGCAAACCAGAUGGCACAAUUUCCUUUUUUAUUACUUUUUUUGACAGCCAGGGGCACGCUCCAACACUCAGACAUAAUUUACAAAGGAAGCAAUUAUGUUUAGUGAGUCCACCAGAUCCGAGGCAGUAGAGAUGACCAGGGACUUUCUCUUGAUAAGUGUGUGAAUUUGACCUUUUUCCUGUACUGCUAAGCAUUCAAAUUGUAACUAGUACUUUUGGCUGUCAGGGAAAAUGUAUGGAGUAAAAAGUACCCAAUUUUAUUUCGGAAUGUAGUGAAGUAAAAGUAGUCAACAAUAUAAAUAGUACAGUAAAGAACUACUUAAGUAGUACUAAAAAGUAUUUUUUAUCAAGUACUUUACACCACUGCGGUUAGGCUAUAUCAUAAUUGUUCGGUUUCCAAAAUUGGACUGAGAGUGGGAAAACAAUUUUUUCGAGGGCAUAGGCAUAUUUGAGAUUUUUCAACCCUUUGUGGGGGAGGAUCCAUAUACAAUAACACUUGUUCACCUAUGCUCCUAUGUUCUGGAUUCCUAAUAUCCAGUUUGCAGUAAUCCAGGUCUUGUUUGGUGCCAGGAAAAUGUCCAAAGUUCACUACAACUUUAAGAAAAGUUCAUUCUUCGGGGGUUUUUUUCAUCAGGAAAUCACAUGGAGGUGCUGUCGUGCUCACAUGACAAUCUGAACUAUGGCAGGCGAGCUCAAUGAAGGAUCAGUGCCUCCAUACUACAGGGAGGUGUAUGAGGCCAUCCGGAGUAAGAUAGAGGAACGCGUGCAGGUGGAGGUCUUCCAGAGGUUGCUCAGCAGAACAGAUCUUCCCACUGCUGUGCAGGGCCAGAUUGCUGAGCAUGUUGACUACACUGAUGGAUUCUUAAGCAAGUUGUCCCUAUAUAAAGCACUGGCGUUGAUCGCCCUUGCUCAGCAAGGAAAGCAACCAAGCCCAAAACUCUUAGAGAACUGCAUACAAGAGUUCCCUAAGCCCCAACUUGGUGAGUUCAAGGACCUCCAGACUCUGAGGAUGCAGCCAACUCAGGAGAGCCCCCUCACGGUGCCCCAGACCCUGGGCAAGCUGCUUGCCAGAGAUACAGUCCAGGUGGAGCUAAUUCCUGAAAAGAAGGGUCUGUUCCUCAAACACGUGGAGUACCAGAUCACCAGCCAGCAUUUUAAGAUAUCUGUUUACCGGCGGUACAGUGAUUUCGAUGUCUUCCAUGAGCUCUUGCUGCAGAGGUUUGCCUACAGAAUGGUGCCUGCGUUGCCGCCUAAGAGAAUGCUGAAAGGAGUCCUGACCUCCAUGUCUGAGAGGGACUUUAUAGAGGGAAGGCGGCGUGCUCUGGGCCGGUUCAUCAACCUAGUGGCACGACACCCCUUCUUCUCCGAGGACGAACUGGUCAAGACCUUUCUCACCUUCAACGGCUCGGACGUUCAGGUGAAAAUGCGUGAUGCUUGCAAGAAAGUGGGAGAUGAAUUCAUGACUAAUACAAUGGCGACUCUGGCAAAGGAUUAUCUCCCAGCUGAUAUCCAGGCCCAGUUUUCAUCAAGCAGGGAACUGAUCAGGAAUAUCCACAACAGCUUUCACAAGCUGCGGGACCGGGCAGAGAAGAUGGCCGAGCGCUCCAAGGAAAACGCCACUGAUUUGCUAAUGUUUGGAAGGGAGCUCAGUACACUGGGCUCUGAUGGUUCACCCAUUCCCUCUCUGGCCUCAUCCCAAAGCACCUGGGGCAUUCUCCGUCAGUCUCUGAAAGGCCUUUCCGUGGAGUUUGCUCUGCUAGCCGACAAAGGUGCUCAGCAGGGGAGGAGAGAAGAGGAUGAUGUCGUGGAAAAACUGAAUCUAUUCUUGGAUUUGCUGCAAUCAUACAGAGAUCUGUGUGAGCGGCAUGAGAAGGGAGUAUUGCACGAGCACCAGAGAGCGCUGCAGAAGUACGGUAUGAUGAAGAGGCAGAUGAUGAGUGCCACAGUGCAGCCCAAAGAGCAGGUGUCAGUGGAGCAACUGGAGUCUCGCAUUGUGCAGCAGGAGAACGCCAUUCAGACCAUGGAACUGCGGAACUACUUCUCCCUGUUCUGCCUUCACCAGGAGACUCAGCUCAUCUUCACAUACCUGCCCAUCACCUCUCACAUCCUGGGAGCCUUCGUCAACUCACAGGUCCAAGGUCACCAAGAGAUGGGUGCAGUGUGGAAUGAUCUCCAGCAGAAGCUUGGGUGUCUCUUCGGUGUCGAUGAAAUGCAAUCCCCUCCUCUUACACCCAAGUAGACACCCAUGUCCCCUUCUCUCAACAAGCGAUGAAUAUGCUGCUUUGCAAGCCAAGAAGACAGUCACUCUCAGAAGGGACUGAUGGUGAACUGUUUUCAUAAAACCUUGAAAAACACUACAAACUGUGCCUUAAGUAUAAAUUAGUGGAGAGUAAAUGCAGUUUACUCACCUUUUUUUUUCAUUUUCUUUGUGGGACAGUUCAUCCACCUUUUGUGGAAAAAUGCAUUGAAGUAUAGGGAGCACUACCUUUUUUUCUCUGCUACUCGGCGAACAGUUUACCCACUUUUUAUUUUUUUUACCACUACAUCACUGAUUUCAAUGAAUGGAUGUUGUCUGCAGCUCGAGAUAUAUUAUACCGUACGUGCAUCCUCACUAGGGAUGUCAGAGGUUGAUCAAAGGAGCUCAUUGGGAAGUGGAAGAGUGCUUUGAAGAAUGUGUACUGCUGCCUUGCUGUAUGAGAAGAGGAAAAUAUGGAUUUCAUAAUUGAUAUAUAGGGAACAUUUUGUUGAAAAGCUGGACCCUUUCUGUGUUAUUUUGUAGCUCAAUGCCUUUACCAUAUGAGGGACUUCUUACCUACACUUCUUGGAGGAUCAUUUGCCUAUGUCGAGGUAUAAUGUAGUGUCUUAUUGCAGGCAGACACAUGUAAGAAUACACUAAUUAAGCUGAUUGAAGAUGUUGCCACACAGGGAAGAUACGUUUCCUUGCCGCAGCCAGGUUGUGGCAACAUAACCUUUGUGUUUAAAAUGACUAGUGUACAUGUUUAAGAUGUUUAGAAAGAUUCUAAUCAGGGCAUGUGCUCAUUUCUGAAAAAAGACAGGCAAACCAAUAUGUAUUAAAGUAAAUGUAGUAGCAGCAUGCUAUUCAAUGGUUUGUUGUGAAGUGCAACAUAAGUAUUAAUCAUCCUACUGACCACACGUGUGCAACUGGGCUUGCUAGCUUGUGUUGAUAUUCGGGCAAAGGCCUUCAGAUUCCUUGCUUCAAUCGAAUCUUCGUUGCAAUACUGUGAAAAGCUGCUUCAGUUUCUACGCCUGAGCCCGAGCAAGCUAUUAAUGAAUGAUUUAUGGCUGAUAUAACACUCCACGUGACCAAUGGUGAACAUACCAAAGAAACAUGCUACAAUGCCACAUAGUCAUUAGUGCAAUUAAGUAGUAAUUAUCCUGUAAUAUCUUAUUUCAGGUAAAAAUUAAAUGUGCUCUGUGUUAAUGCUAUUGACCUGUUUGCAAUGUUUGUUUCAAUUAAGAUGCAAUAAUGGUGGUUCAGUGUUUACUUAAUGUAGAUUUGGAGAAAACUAGAUGGAAUAUUUUUCUAUGUAUGCAAUAUUCAAGAAUAUUCUCCGAUUGAUCUUUUUCAAGAAUAUACCCAAUGAUUUAUUGUCCUCUUAUUCAACAGUAUACAUUGAUUUAAUGUCUAAAGCAUAAGAUUAUGUUGAUAAAGUUUCUCAUUAUUUGAUCUGAUGAAAAAAAAAAAUUCACUCACAAUUUAAGGUUUACGUAACCUGUUCUUGCGAAAUUCACCCUCUUCUUGCAGGAUGUGCAAAUUGCAUGUGUUUUUACAUGUAAUUCAAGUACAGGAAUGAGGCUGUGUAAUAAAAUGUUGUCUCCCAAUUAGAACUGAGUAAUAUUACACGUUUUGUUAUUCAAUGCAGUAUUGUGUCUUCUCUGUGGAACUGUUCAUUGGUUCCUCACAAGUUCUUAUUAUUGUGUCAACAUGAGAUAUUGUCAUAACCUUAUUUUUUUGUCAGGUCUUAAAAAUUUAGAGUAACAAAUGCUUUAUGAUCUUUGAGAAAGAACAUUUGAAUUAGGUGAAGGAUGUAGAUACAGAAACGUUGAACUAUUGUACAGUUUUAUGUUGAAUCUCACUUCAUGUUAAAUAAAAAGUAUCAGAUACC